Molecule: messenger RNA, 1614 nt
Organism: Dentiscutata heterogama
Lineage: Eukaryota; Fungi; Glomeromycota; Glomeromycetes; Diversisporales; Gigasporaceae
Source: the annotation of a GenBank genome assembly
AUGUACGGAUUUUUUGCCUCGACUGUGUUUAGAAUAGGGCGCACAUAUUUUGCAGCACAACCAACACUUCGUGAACCAAUAUCACUCCAAAAAUUUGAUCGAGGAUUUAUAUCCACUAAAGAUAAUGCUAUCACAAAUGCCAAAUUUCCAGCAUUCAAAAUUGAUGUUAGAAACAAUGAUGAAGAAACCAAAUUCUGUCUAGACUCUAAGUGUUAUAACGAAAUAAUCGAAUGCGAAAGCGAAUUUGAAAUUUUAUGUAAAUCAAAUUUUAUACUAGAUGAAAAAGUUUCAGGAAAAUUACCUUGGCUUUCUAUCUUUCUUGGUAUGCCACGGAAAGAUUCAAAGGAAAAGCUUAAACAUUUCCAAAGACCUAUCAAGUAUUCAUGUACCAAAUUUCAGAAGGCAGUAAUAGACUUUUCAAAGUCAUGUUUCACUCCAAGAGAUGAAUUUCUCCAAGAAAUUGACAAUGCAUUGAAUGAAGAAACAAAUGACAGAAAAAUAAUGAAGCUUCGCGAAAUUUCUGCAACUUAUGGCCAUUUUUAUGCCCAACGAAUUUAUUUUGGAGGGGCUAUCAUUCAAACAAUCAAAUCCGAAAGUUCAAGUGAAGACCUUGAAGCAGAAACUAACGUACAAAAUAUUAGGACUGAAGCUAAUUUAAACAUCACCCACGGAGCUAGAGACCAGACUAAAUCUAAUAAUAAAAGCAUGGAUUCAAAGACUCGAAUCAUUGGGGGUGAUCCAACUAAAUAUUAUGAGUGUGGUAUAGUGAGUUGGCAAGAAUCUCUUAAGGAUGAUUUUUUUAACUGGGAGAUAAUUGGAUAUGACAACAUUUAUCCUAUAUUUGAAAUAUUGGAUAAUGAAAGACGAAACAAAAUUUUAAAAGUUUUAGAUCAACGAAUUCUAAAAGCAAAUGUUGUUGAUAUAACAAUGAAUUUAGAAAGGAUAGAUCCAUAUGUUUACCCGUUGAAUGAAGAACUAACAGAAAUCUCAAAUAUCAACGAAUGUCAGAUUUUUGCAUCAAUUAUGAAUGAAAAUAAUAAAGAUAAAAAAGUAUAUGCCUUACAUGUAAAUUAUGCGGCUGAAAAUACCCCAGUAAUUGUUGUUCAUCUUGUCCAAAGUAAGAAGAGAUCCAAAAACAAAUCAAUAAGAUCUAGGAAUAAAUCAAAGUCAAGUUCUAUUAAGCUUGGUUGGAUUAUCGUCGGUCCUCCAACAUUCUUUGGUUUCGACUUGACCGAGUUUCCAGUAAUACUCAAGAGUUGUAAUUGUUCUAUUUCAAAAAUGAAUAAUCAAUAUAUAGCAACCAUUCCUGAACAUCAAGGCUGCAUAUUAGGAACUUGUGUGCUAAAAGCAGAAGAAGUAAAAUAUCCAAGCAAAUCGAAAGUUAUUGUAGGCUCUCAUUUUACAGGCGAAAAAUCAGCAUGUUUAUUUGCUUACAGCCUUGAAAAUAGAACCGAACCAGUAGAUGAUGAAACCGUUUCUCAAAGAUUGACAUUAAAUUUCUGUACUGUUGAAUCAAAUUCUGGGAUACUUGAAAAUUGUAGCUUUGGUCGGAUUCCCGUUAAAUGGCGUAAUAGCAGGAAUCAAUCAGCAAUAUCUUAUGGUACUAAAGUUGAA